Molecule: messenger RNA, 1497 nt
Organism: Anastrepha obliqua
Lineage: Eukaryota; Metazoa; Arthropoda; Insecta; Diptera; Tephritidae
Product: mpv17-like protein
Exons: 6
Coding region: 601-1269 (222 amino acids)
Cellular component (GO): membrane; cytoplasm
Source: RefSeq, a predicted model, not a curated record
UACCUGCCCAAGUGUGUGGAUAUAUUAAAAAUAACAAGAAUCCCACUGCCGUCGCUCAAUUAAACUUAAGUUCAGCAGCAAAGUGCAAGUAAAAUGGCCGCUAAUCAAAUUUUUUCUUGCAGUCUCCUCAUAUAUACAAAGCAUCUUGGCCGGGCGGCCAUCUUGAAGAUUCACCAAAAACAAUUGCACCAGCACAAAAUAUAAAUGAAAACCUAGCACGCGACCGCUUUCUCUAUACAUCCUGAUCUACGAAGUUAUCGCUCAGCCGUCGGUGCGGCACUCAUUCACCACACCAUGACCAGGUGAAAUGUUGAUAAGAGAUCUCAAAUUUUCCACUGGACGCUCAAUUUGACUUCCAAACAGUAUAAAUACAGCGAGAGAGCCAACAGCAAGCGAUAUUCGCGAUUGGCCUUUGGAGCAGAGUGAAUGUAGCGGAGGCGUGAAAUGAAAUAAAGUUUUUUGACAAGCACUACGUAAGCGCUGAUUUUUUUUGCUAAAGUUUACUUGUGCAAGAAAUACGAAAUACUCUGUAACAUCCACUGAUCUUUACUAGUCACUUCAAAAAAGUCUUUGGUGAUACAUAAGAAAAAAAGAGACAAAAUGGUCGUACCGGCAACAGUGAAUUUUCUAAAAUCAAAAUGGCGCCUAUUCAUUUCUGCUCAUCCUCUGGCCAAAGGUGUUAUCGCUUAUUCGAUUGUAUGGCCCACGAGUAGUUUCAUGCAGCAAACUAUCGAGGGCAGAGAGCUCAAAGAUUAUGACUGGAUGCGCAUACUGCGUUUCGGUCUCUUUGGUGGCUGUUAUGUUGCCCCCACCCUGUAUGGUUGGUUGCGUGUCGCUUCGACAAUGUGGCCACAAACGAAUUUACGCAUAGGCGUACUUAAGGCCAUCGUCGAACAAAUGUCGUAUGCACCAUUUGCCAGCACCAGUUUCUACUUUGGCAUGACUAUGUUGGAGGGCAAGGGAAUCGAUGCAGCGAUUGCAGAGGUCAAAGAUAAAUUUCCCAAAACUGUAAAGAUUGCGAUUUUCAUCAUUCCUGUGUUGCAAACGAUUAACUUCGGCAUGAUUCCCGAACCCAAUAGAAUAUUAUUUGUUAGUUUUUGUAGUCUUUUCUGGAUUACCUUUUUGGCGCACAUGCAGAAAAAUGGCUCACAACAACAAGAAAAGGAACAACCUAAACACAAACAACAACUGAAACAAUUCCAACAUCACUUGCCAGUACUCACGCAGGAGAGUUUGGUGCCAAAAGUACGAAAUGCAUUGGCGCUAUAAUGACUGAAAUAUAGUACAUACAUACACACAUACAUAUGUGCAUAGUACAGAGAACUUCAUGCCCAUAUGCUACGGCACAUAUACUUACAUAGUGAUAAGGCCAAAUACGUGAUACGCUUAUUAAACUGUUUUAUACCUACUUGUAACGUUUGUACUUACAUACAUACAUACUACCUACAUACACGCAUAUAUUCUGGGAAUUUAAAAAACUAUUUUUAUACAUACAUA